AUGUCUGAGAAAGGACCGCCCGAAAAUGCGCAUGAUCAAUCGCUAUUAGACGAUGCAUCGACAUUGCUAAUGUUUUCAAAACGAACAAACUCUGUUGGUAGUACAAGUGAUGAAAGUAAAGAUGAUGUUAAAUCGGAAAUUAGAACCCAUAGAAUGACUCCUACUUCAUCACUUAAUCAAAGAGAUAAUGGCAUGAAUCUUCACGUCAAUACCUUGGCAUCUCCAGGACCAGCUUCAGUUGCACUGGUGAAUGACGAGGAUGAAGAAGAAACUUUACGGAGUAACAACGGUAAAGACCGCAGGGACUCAGGCGACAAAUCCAAGAAGAAUGGAAGUAAGAAAGGAAUGGUGGCGGCAGCUGCUUUGGCUCAGGCAGCCACAGUACCUCUACCGUUGAAAAGGAAAGCAGAGAGUAAUGAUUCUACUCUGAAACCAGAUUCGAAAGGUAAAAUAAACGAGCAUGAAAUAUCGGCUUUAACUUCAGGAACGGAAAAGGCAAAAACCGAGAAACCAGAAACGAAAACAAUUGUGGAAGCAGAGAAAGACAAAUCGGAAUCGGAUCGAUUUGCUUCAGUCCCAAAAUCAUAUAUUGUUGACCCGGAUGACGGUGUGAUUACGUGCAUUUGUGGUUUCAAUGACGAUGAUGGAUUCACAAUUCAAUGUGACCAUUGUUUCCGUUGGCAACACGCUAUAUGUUAUGGAAUAGAAGAUGAACGCGAUGCACCUGAUGACUUCCUCUGUAACAUUUGCAAUCCUAGAGUCGUUGAUGUCAAGAUGGCCAAGAGAAAGCAACAAGAGAGAAUCAGGAAUAUCCAGAAUAGAAAGCGCAGAAGAGUGCCUAACAAUGGCAAUAAAAAUGGGAACACUACCAGUACCUCAAUGGAAGAGGUAAAUAGAAAGGAAUCUACUAGCAACUCAAAAGAAACUCGUAACGGAAGCGUUCCAGAUUUACAGGAUCAACGCGCUGAACUAACAAAGGCUGUUACUUCUACUGACCCGUUAACAAAUAUUGUACUAAUCAAUACAAAAGACGCGUAUCCAGCAGUUUAUCUUCCAUUGGAAAGGAAUGACUACAAGGAUAAAUAUACCGAAAGAUUUGUAAAGGAUCAUUCGAAUGAUGACUGGGUUUUGCCUUGCCUCAAACCUGUUUUCACUCCGAUUCCUAUAGAAAUCAAGUCGUAUUCUGAUGCAAGUCACUCACGAGUGUUUCCAGGAUACCCUAAACUCGGUGUCUAUGUCAAACAAAACUGUCAUGAAGGUGAUUACAUCGAGGAAUUUUUAGGAGAGGUUGACUUUCAAAGGAAAUAUCUAGAAGACCCUAGAAAUAACUAUAGGGUCUGGGGAACAGCAAAACCAAAGGUAAUCUUUCACCCUCACUGGCCAAUAUACAUCGACGCAAGAUUAAGUGGGAACUUGACUAGAUAUCUUAGAAGAUCAUGUAACCCUAAUGUUGAAUUAGCCACUAUCAAGGUUAGUAAUGGCAAAGGCGAAUACGAAGUGAAAUUCGUGCUCAGAGCGUUGAGGCCUAUCAAUAAAGGGGAUGAAAUUCAUAUUAAGUGGGAUUGGGACUUGAGACAUCCAAUAUGGAAGCUUAUCAAUCAGAAUGAAAAUAUUGACUCCAUUGAAGAACCCAAAAAGUACUGGCUUAUUCAUUCUGUUGAUACUGUUCUAGGAAGCUGCGAUUGUGCAUGUGGGAACAACAAUAAAGAUUGCUACUUGUUGAAAGUUAAAAGAUACUCUCAGUCACUCUUUCGAUCUGUGAAGUCAAAGAUGAACAAUCGUUACAAGUUAAAUGAAAUCUUGCAUGGAAACAAAUUAGAAAUGAAAAAGCAAACUCCAAUACUUUGUAAACUUGCUCAUGCUGCAAUUUCGGAUGCUGCUAGGGCAAGCGAAGUGUUACUGAAGUUCAAUGCUACCAAAUUGAAAGUCUUAGAGGAACAAGAUCAUCAACUUGAUAAGAAAACUCCCUUACUUGAAAAUGCUACCAAUAUCAGAGGUAAGAAGUAUAGAGUAUCGAAGACGAAAAAACAAACAGGAAGUUCUCCAAUGAAAAGUAUAAUCAGUUCUACUGAAGGCCCAUUUAGCUUCAAUGAAACAAAAGUUAAAAAUCCAGCUGAUUUAGCAAUUCCAAUCAGUUUGACUAUUACAGAAGAAAAAUCAUUUUCUACUCAGGAUGUAGCAACACACCCAGAAGAAAUUACUGUUGAUAGAGCUUCAUCCUCACAGAAUAAUUCCAUACAUCAUACCAACACUUUGAAACACAGGGCUUCCAGUCAAUCAUCUUCUCCAAACACCAAUCCACAUUCUCAAAUGAAAAAAAAGUUAUCAUUCGCGGAUUACAAGAAAAAGAUUAAACCAGCAUAA
Messenger RNA from Kluyveromyces marxianus DMKU3-1042, 2364 nucleotides. RefSeq names its product SET domain-containing protein 3 (gene SET3). The transcript has a single exon. The record is from RefSeq and is a predicted model, not a curated record. Gene Ontology annotation, molecular function: protein binding. The coding region runs from base 1 to 2364 and encodes 787 amino acids. NCBI's taxonomy places the organism in Eukaryota, Fungi, Ascomycota, Saccharomycetes, Saccharomycetales, Saccharomycetaceae.